Trichomycterus rosablanca is the source of this 1791-nucleotide messenger RNA. RefSeq names its product coiled-coil domain containing 126 (gene ccdc126). Lineage: Eukaryota; Metazoa; Chordata; Actinopteri; Siluriformes; Trichomycteridae. The coding region runs from base 537 to 986 and encodes 149 amino acids. The record is from RefSeq and is a predicted model, not a curated record. Gene Ontology annotation, cellular component: membrane. The transcript is spliced from 3 exons.
GACACUGACUCUUAAUUAUGAUGUAAACUAUAGAUUGGUUUUAUGUAGUACUGGUGUUUAAAGGAGAUUGACUUAAAGCAGUCACAGUGUGUUAGUCAUAGCGCAGACGUGACAGGAGGGGUCAGAGAAGAUAUUCAUGUUCACACUUUUAACGCUUCGUACAAUAAAGACAGCUGCUGAAUAGACCAAGUGAAGUAUGAGAUUGCAGGACUCAUCAGGUGACCAGAGUUUGAGAGGAGAUCAGACUCUUCUUCCCACUUAGUCUUGUCCCAUUCCAAAUGUCCUAAAACUCCCCUGGUGGUUUUGCCAGCAGCAGUCUCCUGGACAUCUGAGUUUGUCUUGUCAUCUUCUAUACAUGUAAUCAACCCUUUCUAUUAGUUAUCCCUCCAGCCCUAAAUACAAAAUCCAGUAAUUCCUUCUUUAGCUUACGUAUCCAUGUAUCUACCAGGCUUAACCAGAGCAUUUACACAUCUCUAAACCUGCCCUCUUAGUCCCCUCCCCUGGCCCUGCUGGUUGCAGUGGGCACAGCUGCAGCAAUGCUGGCCUGCCUGCUGCGAAGCAGAAGCAUGUCUCAGAGGCUGAGCGUCUUACUCCUGCUGUUUGGCCUGGUUUGGUGCCUUCUUCUGCUCCAUUACACAGUGUCACAGCCACGACGCCAGAGCAGCACAGAGCUCCGCAAGCAGAUCCUCGAACUGAGCCACCGCUAUGUCAAAGCCAUAAGUGAGGAGAACAAUGAGCUUACAAGGCCACACAACCCCUCAAUGGCCGGAUACGCUGAUUUGAAGCGGACUAUUGCUGUGCUACUGGAUGACAUCCUGAACCGUUUGGUGAAGCUGGAAGGCAGGGUGGAUGCUGCUGUAAAUGCUUCUCUGCACAAUAGUUCUCACACAGCUGGGGUUGUUAUACACAGAGCAACUAAACAGAACAAAUCUGGCAAUACUGUGGACGCUGGCAGCAAUCAGCCCCAGACACUGUCACAGACUUAAUGUCUCACUGGAAGUUAAUGGUGGUGCUGGGGACAUUUUGGCUCCACCACUGUUUUUGAGAUAUUUAAUAUAUAGCUAGCUAUAUUUUUAGAUUAGCUUAAUAUUUUUUGUUGACUUUUUUUAUCAGAUGGUUGAUUGAAUAUGCACAUAUUGGUACAAAUUUUGGAAAGAACAUAUUUAUUGACUUUCAUCUCACUAUAACUUAGAUGUAUUUAGAUAUAACCUGCAAUUAUGACUAGUUUUAUCACAUUAGUUUAUCAUUAAAAGUAGUUUUAGCUAUCCAUAGACUAUACCUAGCAGGAAGAGAGCAUCCAGAGAUCCAAAGGAUGUUAUCUGUUUAGGUAAUGAAGACACUUGUCACUGAUUUAUGAUAUUAUAAUGUGAUAUUGUUUUGCUGUAAAAAAUAAUUUCGUUUGAAGUCAAAACAAAUAGCAGUUUAUUAGAAAGUUUUUUGCCUAAGCUUGCUAAAACCUUCAACAGAAGUUGCCAAAACUAGACUAGAACUGCCCAGCUUUAGCUCUGUCUUGCUCAGAAUCAGAAUAGAGCUGUGUGUUAUUAAAAUGGUAUUAAAAUCUCAUUUAAAAAUAAAAACAAUAGGAAAACAAUAUAAACAGUGAUUGACUUGGAGAAUGGAAGCUGUCAUUUGAAGGAAUCUGAAGUACAGCUGGGUGCCAAAGGAAAACCCAACAGAAUGCCUUAGUACUGUGUUGGACUGUCAUGUGUACUGGUGUAUCAUUGCUCAUUGGUGUAGAUUUUAAGUAUUUUUAACACUGUUCUUAAAGGAUAAAACAUUGUCCUUCAAAUA